CAAUUCUCGACAGGAAGGCCACUUGGCCGUGAUACAUAUCAACAUACACUAUAUGUACCUACCUAUAUGUUUCCUUGAUUCUGACAUUGGAACAGCGGCCGCAGGCGGCAUCAUGGGCGUAGGUGAUGGCUGCGGUGGCAGCAUUCUUGCUGUGGUUCACCGCGGCCACGCCACCCUCGGCGGAUGACGGUGCUUGGCUGCUCCGUAAAGCACCUAGUCCAGCGUUGUUCUAUCUACUUUAUGGCCUCUCCCUUCACUUCUCUUCUUCACCUUGCGGACAUUGAUUGUGAUGUUUUUGCGCGGUUCAUUUGUCGGACCCACGUGAAUGCAGGGGGUAAACGAGCCUCUUGCGAGGGGGUAGGGGAAUCCUCAAAUGAGCCGCCAUCCAGGUGUGGCGGCGCAAACCAUUGCACAAGGAUGCUCUCCCGCGCAAAAGGUUAUUCGACAAACACGUCUCGACAACAGGCCGAGGCCGCUGUAUUGCAAAGGACGUGUACUGUCGCAAGAAUUAGACGGGUUUCCAAACCCCGACUUUGCUUUCCCUGUCCAAGAGAACAUACAACACUGUGCGCAAGCCAGCCUCACGAUGGCUGCCUCAAACGAAGAAUACGAAGUCGGCGACAUAAAAUAUCCCACCGGGUUCGGCCUGAAGGACAUCGCCGGCUGGGGCUCAACAGGUCUGGUGGUGCUGGACAGGGCCUCGAGCACGGUGGUGAAAACAGCCCACGUCAACGACGAGCUCGUGGAGAGAGAGAAACAGGUCUACGAGCGCUUCACCGAGCGCGGGGGCCACCCCAACAUUCUGCGCUACUUCGGCACCUUCGAGCGUGGCAUCCGCCUGGAGCACGCCCCUCGGUACAAUCUCAGCUCACUCAUCCGGGAGCCAGGCGACGGAGAGGAGGUCACGCCCCAGCGGCGGCUGCGCUGGGCCGUCCAGGUGGCCGAUGCGCUCGGCUUCGUCCACGAAGCCGGCGUCAUCCAUGGCGAUGUCAAACUCGCUAACGUCCUGCUGAGCGCCGAGCUCGACGCCAAGCUGACCGACUUUGCCGGGUCCUCCAUCGACGGCGGCCCGCUCCUCAUCGGGGUCGCGCAGAACCACCAGUACCCGGGCGAGUUGGUGUCUGUGAAGGCCGACAUCUUUUCCCUCGGUUGCCUCAUCUAUGAGCUUAUGACCGGGACGUUUCCCUACGAAGGACAAUCCGACAAGGACAUCAAGGACUGGUAUUCCAGGGGCAUUUUUCCCGAUACCAAAGCACUAGGCCCAGCUGGUCCGGUCAUCGCCAAGUGCUGGCAAGGCAAAUACGCAAGUUGCAGAGAGGUUGUCAAAGAUCUGAAGCGAUGCCAAAACCCCAAAGGUACCAUUUCUUCUGUUCUAGAAUCCCCAUUCCGACCUUGCAGACGGCACGAGCCAGCUGCUGACGCCUGUUACGACGGCAGCGCCAGUCACGGUUCCUUCAUCGUCGCUCCUCAUCACACUAACAAUCGCCCUGGCCGCUGCGUUGUACUUAACGUCAGCGCGGCCUUGGUGGCCGGGGCGGCAUCGCACGUCUUGACUCACCUCAAGAUAGACACUUUGGGCAUUUUCCCUGCUGAGAAGUCGCCGCGAACUGGAUCGGCUUCCCGUUUAGGCCCAACGCCGGCUGGGCAUCGGCGCAGACAUAACCGGUCUGCUUGGCUUGAUCGCACCGGUCGUGGUCCCUUCUCCAAGUUACAUGCUUUGGUGUCUUCUCGCAUUCCUUGUAUAUUAUCUUGUACUCGACGUAGUUGCACAUUGGUCCAGGCGAGGGGCAAAACCAGGGCUCAAUCCGGGAUAAGUGUUGGAUAGCUUCUCGCUGGGCCGCUAGUUUGGUGGUUUAUUUCGGUCAGUUGACACGUUGACUGCCAAAUCCUACCUCCGAGGAGGAUGGGAUUUUAAGGAGGAUCGCA
Messenger RNA from Thermothielavioides terrestris NRRL 8126, 1926 nucleotides. RefSeq lists its product as uncharacterized. Lineage: Eukaryota; Fungi; Ascomycota; Sordariomycetes; Sordariales; Chaetomiaceae. The coding region runs from base 587 to 1825 and encodes 412 amino acids. The transcript has a single exon. The record is from RefSeq and is a predicted model, not a curated record. Gene Ontology annotation, molecular function: ATP binding; protein kinase activity. Gene Ontology annotation, biological process: protein phosphorylation.